CAUGGGCAGCAAUUCUUUCUUACGGUGCGUUAGUAGUAGUGGCGUUAGUACAUUCGUUCGUUCGCCGAUGACGUUUAACCUCAAAAAUAUACACGGUGUUGAAGUAUUUCCUAUCUUUUGAAUAUCACAAGGCAAAAAGUUUUUGCUCACUGUAAGAUAUGGAUCCAAAUCGUCGGGGCCCAGAAUUGGAUCCCAAGUACCUACUGAAUCAGUUAAAUACUGCAAGGAAAGAGAUCAAUAAUUUGAGGCAACAAGUUAAGAGCUUUCGCUACAUUUUGGAAAAAGAUGUAGAUGGCAUAAAGCAAGCUGUCCGAUCUUACAUUGAUGGAAAACCAGUAACCAUUGAAAGUUCUUCGCUAUCAACUAGUGCACCCAGUACGAGUUUCGACGAUGACGGAAUGCUGAAAUUGAAACCAAUUGGUUUGAUAAACACAGGGUUUCCUAGCAAAAGAGGAACACCGAGGCAACCAGGAAUUUGUAAAACGGCUCCUGGAAAAGUUACUUUAUUCAACUCUACUUUCACAAAUCCUGAACAUGCUUUGUCCGGACUACAAGAUUUUUCACAUAUGUGGAUAUUAUUUCACUUUCAUAGAAACGAUUCGACUCACGUUCGAGCAAAAGUAGCGCCACCAAGAUUAAACGGUGUCCGCACCGGAGUAUUUUCGACGCGCUCACCUCAUCGACCAUGUCCUAUAGGGUUGAGCCUCGUGAAAAUUGUGAGAAUCGAAAACAACGUUAUUUAUUUUGAAGGCGUCGACAUGGUGAAUGAAACGCCUGUUUUGGAUAUAAAGCCUUACAUACCGCAAUACGAUAAUCCAUUGCACAUAGAAAAAAUGCUAGUAAGGCCAAACGAUGAAACGACCAACAUACGUGAAGUUUCUGAAGUGUUACACGGGAACACUUCAGAAGAAUUUGCACGGGAAGAAGAUUUAAAUGAUCCAACAACUUCGGAACAAAGAUUAAAUCCAAUUUUUAUCGACCUUAAUACAAACGGCGAUUCUCGUCGGGCUCCGCGAGAAAACUGUCACGCUGCUGGUAAUGGUGUAGAAACUUCAAGGCUACCGAAUAUUUCGAGAGAUGAGGAAAUCGCGAUGAGACUGCAAGCAGAAGAAUUUGAGGGGAAUCCGAAUUUUGACGAUUUUCGGUCUCGGAAUUAUUUUGGUUCCAAUUCGACUACGGAAGAACGCACAGCUGGUAAUUUCUAUAAUUUGUCGGAUUCUAUCAACGAAGUCACACAAAAUGCUUCGCAAAAUUACGAAAAUUCUCCAACCGCUCUCGUAGAAACUCGAUCUAAUUCUGUACCUGGUAAUUCUACGAAUCAAUCUUCGCAAAUAGAAAAUUCAAGUAGCAGAGAGGAUACGCGAGACUCGGAAACAUCGCGGAACUCGAGAUUACUCGAUGGGGCUGAUGGCCCAAGCACCGUUUGCGGAACGGACUUGGAUCUUCUGAAUCGACGUGCUUUGAACUCCAGACCGGAUAAUUCACCCAUUAGAAUGGGUGUCAGAGAAGCUCCGGAUGGCGAAGAGGGUCUGGAAUCGCAAACUCUCACCCCCUCGCAAACGGUCGCUAAUAUUCAUAAUUUAGCGUCACUGCCAAGCUCGAAUAUCCAGGAUAUUAGAAUGAUAAAUUCCAAUCUUGAAAGUUUAUCCAGAGGCGUCACGAAUUAUCGUUCCGAUAAUUUUGAAGUGCGAGUGCCCGACUGGAUCUCGCGUCCUCGUACGCUUUCGCUCUCCGUGACUUUCAAUGAACGUGCGUUGACACAAUUGAACGAAAUACUCGGUGAUAAGGCUGAUGAACAAAAGCGGGCUAUUGAAAAUGUACUCAGAGAAGAUCCACGCUCGGUUUACCUCCGACAACGGUGGGGGAAUCAAUUUUAUACUUUCCUCAUACAGGAUUUACAUAUUAGCUGCAGGUUCGAUGACAAUCGCGGCGUUGUGACUGUUUUUCAAGUCAGACACGCCGGUCGAACUUGCGAAUGCGGAGAACCCGAAUGGCAGUGUCUCGGGCAUACACCGCUUUCGUAAUUUUACUUCUUUAAGGAUCUGCAGCCGUCCUUGGAAUUUGUGGAGAAUAUUCAUGAAUUUUUUAUUAAAAUCGAAUGAACUUUUAGUUCUUUUGCUAGGCAAUUGUCCUAUGUGAAAGGCGGAGUUGAAGAUUAAAAUUAUUUAACGAAUUUGUUUUAUGUUAUUGGAAAAAAAUAUUUGAAGCCCACGAUCGAGUAUUUCCGCCUUUUUUAUUUUUUUUCUGGUUUCUGUAAGGGCCGGAAAAAUUGUUUUUAUUUUUUCUUGUUGCUGUGAUGUGCAAUUUUCAUUAGUCAGAGCGAUUCUCGUUAAAUUACUUGAUGAUUGGACUGGUAAAAUGUUGAACGUAUGAAUCAGUCCUAUCAUAUAUAUAUAUGGCACAAGAAACAAAUAACGUUCGCUUCUGACUUAAAUAUCAUAAUACAAUAUAAACGAGUCUAUGAUUAAUCUUUAGAUUUUAGAGUUAGAAUUAAAAGCCCAUGCACCUGUCGACAUAUGAUGACACUGAAGUUUUCAUUGUUGGAAUGCGACAAAACUUUAACCAUUUUCUUAUUUUUUAAGUACACAGCAUUUUCUUGCUGAUUUGUAAGUUAGUAUCUAAAUGGACCUCAAAAUUGACCAAUUUUCGUAGCGUAAAUGAAAUUAAAAAUAUAAAUGAAUAUACAAAAAUUUCAAAACGUUUUUAGAAAAAUCAAUAUGUAGUGGAAAUUGAAAAUUGCUUCGUAGUAUCCAUAUUUUGCAAGAAUUUCUUGAAAAAAAAAAAAAAUUAUACAAAAAGUUGUCGAAAGUUCGAGGAAUUUUUCUACAUGUUUUUAAAUGAUCAGAGCAUUUCUCUAAAACUUGCGGAUUUGCUAGGUGAAUUUAAAAAACUUACAAACUUCAUAUCUGUAUUCUAAUUAAUGCGAAAAUUCUUUUUUUUUUAAACAAAGGCACUAAAGAAAUUCGUUCCAUUUUAACGAUGCAAACUGAAAUACGUACUUAAUACGCAUACUAUACGAUACACAAAGAUCCAGUCACCUCGGCAUUUAUUGCAAUGUAGAAGUUCCUAUACUUUUUAAGUCCAUAGAAAAAAGUAGUUAUGAAAAAAACCCUACACUUUUUAUAUUGCACGUCAGAUAAAAACCUUCAAAUUUGUUCUCCUGUGAACGUUUAAAAAUGUACUAAAAAAAAAAAAAAACAAAAAAAACAAUUCCGUACUUCAAUGUGUCCGAAGCAAGCAGUUGCUAGCUUUAUUUCAAAGAUAUCAAUAUAUAUCGAAAAUAAAAUUAUUUAUACAAAUUGUA
Molecule: messenger RNA, 3304 nt
Organism: Venturia canescens
Lineage: Eukaryota; Metazoa; Arthropoda; Insecta; Hymenoptera; Ichneumonidae
Product: tRNA (adenine(37)-N6)-methyltransferase
Exons: 4
Coding region: 159-2024 (621 amino acids)
Source: RefSeq, a predicted model, not a curated record